AUGGACCGGGACAUUCAGAAGUCCCCAACAUUGGUAGAAUUUAUAGAUUUUCUGCAAAAGAGAGCUUUGGCACUGGAAACCGUGGACGCCAAUGGAAACCAACGGCAUCCCUCUUCGAGCAACUCGGUCAGGGCAGUCGGUGUAAGGGCCUCGGUGACGCAGCUGAAUGCUUAUGUAGCUAACAGAAUCCGAGUUGUGGCGCAGUUAACUGCCGGUUGGACUUGGCACUACGUCAGAACGAGCGACAACCCUGCGGAUCUCAUCACGCGCGGCGUGAGCCCCCAGGAGCUUGCAGACAACAUGCUCUGGUGGACAGGGCCCUUAUUCCUGCAAAACGAUAACAGUGCA
This is a messenger RNA of Iphiclides podalirius (scarce swallowtail), 348 nucleotides long. Lineage: Eukaryota; Metazoa; Arthropoda; Insecta; Lepidoptera; Papilionidae. The record is from the annotation of a GenBank genome assembly.